AUGUUCAAGAAGUUUUCUAAAGAGGAUAUACAUACUCGUACUAAGGUGAAAUCAUCUGUUCAACGGUCUUUGAAGACAAAGUUAGUUGAACAAUUCCCCAAAUUAGAACCGGUAAUUGACGAAUUAAUCCCAAAGAAGGCCGAGCUACAAGUUAUCAAAUGUUCCGGUAAAAUUCAACUAUAUACAGUUGGUGAUGAGGUUUAUUUCUUUCAAAACUUUGACGAGUUGAUUCCGACUUUAAAAUUUGUUCAUAAAUUCCCUGAAGCAUUUCCUACAGUACAGGUUGACAGAGGUGCCAUUAAGUUUGUAUUGUCUGGAGCUAAUAUUAUGUGUCCAGGGCUAACUUCGGCCGGUGCUAAACUUCCAGAGGAUCCAGGAUAUGAAAAAGAUGCAUUAGUUAUUGUAAAUGCUGAAAACAAAGAGAACGCGCUUGCCGUUGGUAGAUUACUUAUGAGCACUAAUGAAAUAAAGUCCAUCAACAAGGGGCAUGGGGUUGAAAUGAUCCAUCAUUUGGGCGACUGUUUAUGGAAUUUUAACUUAGAUUAG
Eremothecium sinecaudum is the source of this 546-nucleotide messenger RNA. It is a transcript of the gene TMA20, whose product is annotated as translation machinery-associated protein 20. The transcript has 2 exons. Lineage: Eukaryota; Fungi; Ascomycota; Saccharomycetes; Saccharomycetales; Saccharomycetaceae. Gene Ontology annotation, biological process: formation of translation preinitiation complex. Gene Ontology annotation, molecular function: RNA binding. Bases 1 to 546 code for a protein of 181 amino acids. The record is from RefSeq and is a predicted model, not a curated record.